AUGCGCGAAAAAUACCUACACAAUGGCGCCUGUAUACCCUCAGUUGGUCUGGGAACAUGGCAGAUUCCUAUAAAGGGUGUUGUUCGUGCCGUUGAUGCCGCCAUUAACUGUGGUUAUCGGCACAUCGACUGUGCUUUCGAGUGUGAAAAUGAAAUCUUUAUCGGAGCCGCAUUGAAACACCAGUUUGAAGAAGGUUUGCGUCGUCAUGAAGUAUUCGUCACUUCAAAACUUUGGUGUACCUUUCAUCGGAAAGACAAAGUUAUUGAAAGCUGUAUAAGGUCCCUGCGCGCUCUCAAUUUAGAAUACUUGGAUUUGUACCUAAUACACUGGCCAGUCUCAUUAAGGACUAUAGUUACCUUUAAUGUAUGCACUCAACAUUCAAAGGCUAUGGAGCAAUUGGUGAGACAUGGUCUGGUUCGUUCAAUUGGGUUGGCAAACUUCAAUGAAAAGCAGAUUCUACGCAUCUUAGAGUGUUGUGACAUACCACCGGCGGUGUUGCAGGUUGAAAGCCAUCCCUACUUCCUCAACGAGACGAUUAUCAACUUUGCUCGCAACUCCGGUAUGCAAGUGGCCGCCUACGCAGCUCUGGGUUCCACCUAUCAUGAAACGUGGAGCAAAACAGACACACAAGCCAAUACCCUAUGUGAAUUCAGUAAAGAUAAAGGUGUCAUGGCCAUUCUGGAAGAUCCAGUGGUGUCCGAGAUCGCCCAAGUUCAUGGGAAGACACCAGCACAGGUUCUCAUUCGUUUUGGCUUGCAGAGGAAUCUCAUAGUUAUACCGACAAGCAUUAAUCCCACCAGAAUCAAGGAGAAUAUUGAGGUGUUCGACUUUGAGCUCUCAAUUGAUGAAAUGGAACGUCUCUACGCUCUCAACAAGGACCUACGAAUAAUAGACCCAGUGAGGUAG
Messenger RNA from Hydatigera taeniaeformis, 906 nucleotides. NCBI's taxonomy places the organism in Eukaryota, Metazoa, Platyhelminthes, Cestoda, Cyclophyllidea, Taeniidae. The record is from the annotation of a GenBank genome assembly.